Oreochromis aureus is the source of this 4536-nucleotide messenger RNA. RefSeq names its product R3H domain-containing protein 1-like. The record is from RefSeq and is a predicted model, not a curated record. Lineage: Eukaryota; Metazoa; Chordata; Actinopteri; Cichliformes; Cichlidae. The transcript has 25 exons. The coding region runs from base 332 to 3673 and encodes 1113 amino acids. Gene Ontology annotation, molecular function: nucleic acid binding.
GCGUGUCGAGCGUGAGGAGCUGACGCAGUCAGCCUGCUGCUGGACGCUGCCUCUUCACUCUGCCACAAACACUAGCUACUUCACCCUCGGUGGAGACAACAGCGCCUGUUCACCGAUUGUAAACCGAAGCGGUCAGCAGGGGUCAUGAGGGUGUCGGAGGCCCCGCUCACUGUUCAGAGCAGCUGAAGCAGACAUGGGCAAAGAAGUCUCGGAUGGCAUCGGUAGGCUCAGCCUCAUCGACUUCACCAGCCACAUCCUCCUUUGCCACAACCACCACUGGCUACACAAGAAGUCCUCUGUAUUUGCCAGCAUCUCCCUGUAAGACUUUGCAAUGAGAAUGUCUGAUAACGUCGACACUGAAACAAUGAAGGUUUCCGAGGCCGCCGAACCCGUGUCAUCUGCAAAAGACGCCAAGACUGAGGUGUCUGACCAGAGCCAGAACAGCAGAGAUGAACAUGGUAGCAACAAUAAAAAGGACAUACAGGAUGGGUUCCUACUCCAGCCUUUUGAAAAGGAAGAACGAGCUGCACAAGUCCAAGCCGAGAAAGAAGAAAGCUACGACAAGGCGGACAAACCAGAGAAAACACAGAAAAAAAUGCUGUCGAGAGAUUCCAGUCAAGACUAUACAGAUUCAACUGGGAUAGACCUCCAUGAGUUCCUGGUCAACAAACUGAAGGGCAACCCCAGGGAUCGAAUCAUGCUGCUGAAGUUGGAACAGGACAUCUUGGAUUUCAUCAGCAAUAAUGAAAGUCAAAAGAGAAAGUUCCCACCCAUGACGCCCUACCACAGGAUGCUGUUACACCGAGUGGCGGCCUACUUUGGCAUGGAUCACAACGUGGACCCCAGUGGGAAGUCAGUGGUGAUCAACAAAACCACCAACACCAGAAUACCCGAUCAGAAAUUCUCCGAGCACAUCAAGGAUGACAGGGCGGACGAUUUUCAGAAACGCUACAUUCUCAAACGAGACAACUCCAGCUUUGAUCGUGAAGACAGCACGAUUCGAAUGCGUUUGAAAGCUGACAAGAGGAGCAAAUCGAUGGAGGAGAGGGAGGAGGAGUACCAGCGAGCCAGAGAAAGGAUAUUUGCACAUGAUGGAGAUCACUUCAUACUGGAUAGGAGUGCUCAGGAUGAAGACGCAUGCAUGAGCACCCAACAGAGGCGGCAAAUGUUCAGGUUACGGGCCGGCCAGUCUGGCGCCAGCCGGCAGAGCAGCUCGGAGACAGAAGCGCUGCCGCGACACGGCGAGCCCCGGCCUUGGAGCAGCACCGACAGCUCGGACAGCUCCAACCGACUUGCCCCGCGGCCCGCCAUCACGAAGGCUAGCAGCUUCAGCGGCAUUUCCCCCGUCCUCGUCAGAGGGGAUAGCACAGCCAGCAGCAAGAGCACCGGGAGGCUCUCGAAAACAGGUUCAGAAUCGUGCAGCAGCGUCGGUUCCUCGUCCAGCUCGCUGUCCCGUCCCCAGCUGCCUCUCCCAGUCUCGACCUCUUCCCGCUCUAACGUUCCCAGCGCACCUUUAAUCCAUCCCGCUGCUGACGCCAGAGGCGCUGGACACCCUGAGAUGACCAAGAGCCUCCUGUCACAGCCGCCGCCAGCUACAGACGCAGCAAACUAUUACCUGUUACCGCUGGAAGCCUCAGGGAUACCACCUGGCAGCGUUCUGGUCAACCCACACACAGGCAAGCCUUUCAUCCAUCCUGAUGGCAGCGCUGUAGUUUAUAACCCAGCCAGCAUCGCCCCAGCUGCUGGCAGGAUCCAACAGCAGGGGAAAACCCCACAGCAGCCAGUUCCCGCCACAGCGCAGCAACAGCCAACCAAUCACCUUCACUCCCAGCUGAUCUGUCCUCCUCUCCAGCCGCCCUCUGAGCCUGUCCACAACCCAAUGGUCUCUUCUUAUCCUCUUCCUCCUCCUCCUCUUCCUCCUUCUCAGUUCCUGCCCGUCUGUGCUAACCAACAAUACACUGUGCCUGACUCUCUCAACGCCCAGUUUAGCCACAUGACUCUGGCGCAGCAGCCAGCCAAUGACAGUGGCCCUUCAGCUCCUGACGGUCGCCACUAUCCCUCUGUGUACCACCACCACCACCCCUCUGCUGUGGUGCUGCAGGGCGCUCCUCCACAGCAGGUUGCUAGCUACAUAGUGGCAGGGCCAUCAGGAGGACACCCGGGGGUGCUGCAGGGUCAGCCCAUCCCACUCCCAACCCCGGCCCAAAAUCACACGUAUCCCAGCUCCGCCCUGGGUCCUGCUGCUUUUCCCGGACCCGCCCUGAACCAGCCACUCCUGCAGCAGCACACCUACAUCCAGCAGCCUGUCCAACAGAUGUCCUCGUGUUACUGCUCUUCAACCCACCACCCACACUGUUCCAGCACGCAGCAGCAGCAGCACCACUACCGGCCGCCUGUCAGCACGCUGCCCUAUAACUGCUCACAGAGCCAAAACCUGCCCCAGCAACAAGUGCACCAAGCCGUGAUGCCAAACCCAGCGUCCAGCUACCAGACAGUAGUGGGCGUGCAGCCAACACCCAACCUCGCUCUCACUGGCAACCAGCAAAGCAAUAUGGGCAACCAGAUGCAAGGCAUGAUGGUCCAGUACCCUCCAAUGCAGUCUUAUCAGCAGGUUUCUGUUCCACAGCAGACGUACCAGCAGCCAGUGUUUGUGUCCUGCCAGCCGGGACAGGGGGCAGUGGCUGUCGCUGGCAUGCAGCCCUGCUACAGCCUGCUGCCUCCUAACCAGCACACCACCAUGAGUUCAACAGUGAGUUUCCUGCCCACACCGAUGAUGGAGCAGCUCCAGUUUCCUCAGACCUCGUCCCCCUGCGUCUCCCAGCAGCACCCGGGCCAGCAGUACGCAGGGUUGUUACCCCCGGCCCCCAGCAGCGGCAUGGUGAUGCUGCAAAUGACAGCAGCCCCCUGCCAGCAGCCCCGGGCCCCCUCCCCCUGCCAGAGGAAACCACUCAGCCACAAACACUUGGGCCCCGAGCACCAACGCAACCGCAGGCUUGCCGAGCUCCCUCCGCCUCCGGACAACACCCAGAGCAGCCUGCCCUCGUCUCCGGCACUCACUCCCUCGCCAGGCCAGCCGCCCAGCGUCAAGGGCCUCCCAUCAGGCAUCUCACCCAUCCCUGUCAUGGCCCACCACCCGCAGCUCCCUACAGCCUUCUGCCACAGUGGACAAGGUGAAGCGCACUACUCUUUACUGGGCCAGCCUUUGCAGUACAAACCCUCCAUCAGACCUCCGUUGAUCCACACUGCACACAUGAUGGCCAAACAUCAGGUUCCUCUGGGGGUUUGGCGUGGCGGUCAUGGGAGGAAGGCCAGCAGAAAAUCAGUCUCUUCAGAUCUCAGUGUAGGUGAAGCAGUGAGCAGUCAGAUCCUGGACGUGACACAUCCUCCGGAGGGGAUCAGCUGUACAGACUCCCACCACCUCCUGGCAGAGAUGUACAAAGGGGGCGAAUCGAUCCGCCGGCUGUCGGACCAGCAGCCACGGUUGUGUAACUCGACCCGAGGCGCUCCCGGCAGAGACCUGGCCUCGUCGCGCCCUAUCUUUGCCACGCUCCCCUCCAGACACACCACCCCAAGCGCCGUGUUCCGCCCCGCAGGCCCCUGGGCCGCCUUUAAACUCAGAACCAGCAGCGGACACAAAGGGGAGCUGUGCGACUCAGACAGGACUGGCUCAUAGCUGCUAAGAUCUCGGAGCGGCACACAUGGAACGCACAUCCAACCACCUGCCUCUGCUGCCUCAGUCUGGACUGUCUCCCAGACGCUGUCCAAAUCGAAACAUCAAAUGUCUGAAGAAUGAAUGUUCAUUUUUAUUUUGUUUUAGUUUCUUUUAACUUUUUUCCUUUUUUUUUUCGGCCAACAGGUCUGUGCAGGGUGGAAACCGAGCACCGGUUUGUAAAAUUUGUCCGUAGCUGCAGAGCUCCGCUCAGCGCCCCACUUCUAUUCUAAAACUCCAGUUUGCUGUUCUAAAGUCAAAGUGUUUGGAGACUUUUGGGGUCUGUUUGCCAGCUAUCACAUUAGUGUGUCUACUGCGGCUGUUUCAGUACCAAAUUAUUAUUAUUUUUUUCUUGCCACUCUUUGAAAAUUAGAUGAUAUAAUUAUUUUUAAAUUGAACUGAAUGUGUCACGUUGGGUGUUUAAAGGUUCUAGAACGGCACGUAGCAGCAUUUGUACAAGAAGAAACACUGAAUCACAGAUAAACUACCUGAAUUAUUUAAAGUCACCAUUAAACACCGUGAAUGUUGCAUUUGCACUGAAGUGAUGAUCAGAGGUGGAGAUUUGACUGGUAUCGGACAGAGCCUGGAUUUCUCUUUUAUUAACCCUUAAUACCUGUUUGUUUGCACUCGACCAGGCCACUUUGUUUUAUAUAUUAAAAUGUUUAUAUGCACAAGAAUAAUACAAUCGAGUUUGUCACUACUUGGCUUAAUUUGUUUGGAUUUCUGUUUGUGUGACUCAUGAGAGGUGUUCUGUGUAUUGCGUGGCUUUUCUUCUUCUUUUCUUUCAUUUUUUAAAAAUUAGAUUCUAAUAAAUGUUUGCACCACAA